Messenger RNA from Tauraco erythrolophus (red-crested turaco), 2466 nucleotides. The record is from RefSeq and is a predicted model, not a curated record. Lineage: Eukaryota; Metazoa; Chordata; Aves; Musophagiformes; Musophagidae.
ACUGCUAGCACUCUUGUUGUAGAUGAAGCCAAAUCUUCCGGAAUCUACAGCUGUGUGGCAUCCAAUAAAGUGGGAAAAGCCGAAAGAAAUGUCAGCUUUAUUGUAACAGAUGUACCGAGUGGAUUCCAUAUUAGUUUGGAAAAAAUGCCCAUUGAAGGAGAGAAUUUGAUAUUGUCCUGUUCGGCCAACAAAUUCCUGUACAAAGACAUUGCUUGGAUUUUACCGAGGACAGUCAACAAUCAAACGAAAGCAAAAAGGUCUCUCAACAAGGAGUACUCCAUCACCCUCACUCUGACCAUCAAGAACGUUUCCCUGGCACACUCAGGCACCUAUGCCUGCCGAGCAAGGAACAUAUACACGGGGAAAGAAGUGCUUCAAAAGAAAGACGUUACAAUCAGAGCUCAAGAGGCACCGGCCCUGCUGCGACACCUUGCUGAUCAGACAGUGAACACCAGCAACUCGGCCAUGUUGGAGUGCCAGGUUCGUGGCAUCCCCGAGCCUCAGAUAUCCUGGUUUAAAAAUCAUGAGGAAAUACAGCAAGAAUCAGGAAUAAUCUUAGGGCCUGGAAGCCGAAUGCUGUUUAUUGAAAGAGUAAAAGAGGAGGAUGAAGGACUUUACCAGUGUAUAGCCACCAACUUAAAAGGGUCUGUGGAGAGUGCGGCAUAUGUCACAGUACAAGGCACAUCGGAGAGGUCAAACCUGGAGCUAAUAACCCUGACCUGUACCUGCGUGGCUGCAACGCUCUUUUGGCUGCUGUUGACCCUCUUCAUCCGCAAGCUGAAGAGGCCUUAUUCCUCCGAAAUGAAGACCAACCAUUACCUGUCAAUCAUAAUGGAUCCUGACGAAGUCCCCUUAGAUGAGCAAUGUGAACGUCUGCCUUAUGAUGCCAGCAAGUGGGAGAUUGCAAGGGAAAGGCUUAAACUAGGAAAGUCUCUUGGACACGGAGCUUUUGGAAAGGUGGUACAAGCAUCUGCUUUUGGAAUUAAGAAAUCACCAACGUGCAGAAUAGUUGCUGUGAAAAUGCUGAAAGAAGGAGCCACAGCAAGCGAGUACAAAGCGCUGAUGACUGAGCUGAAAAUCCUGAUUCACAUUGGUCAUCAUCUCAAUAUUGUGAAUUUGUUGGGAGCUUGCACGAAAAAUGGAGGGCCUCUGAUGGUGAUUGUUGAAUACUGCAAAUAUGGAAAUUUAUCAAACUACCUGAAGAGCAAGAGGAAUUUUUUCUGCCCCAACAAGGACUCCUCUCUGCAAGGAGAGCCAUUGAAAGAGAAAAAGGAUAUUGAGCUGGUGGAAGGCAAAAAACAAAGGCUGGCCAGUGUCACCAGCAGCGAGAGCUUCGCGAGCUCCGGGUUCCAGGAAGAUAAAAGUCUGAGCGAUGUGGAGGAGGACGAGGAGGAUGCUGAUGAGCUGUACAAGUUGCCCCUCACAAUGGAGGACCUGAUCUCUUACAGCUUUCAGGUGGCCAGAGGCAUGGAGUUCCUCUCCUCCAGAAAGUGCAUUCAUCGUGACCUGGCAGCCAGAAACAUUCUUUUAUCUGAGAACAAUGUCGUGAAGAUCUGUGAUUUUGGCCUCGCAAGAGAUAUUUAUAAGAACCCUGAUUAUGUGAGAAAAGGAGAUGCUCGACUUCCUCUCAAGUGGAUGGCUCCAGAAUCCAUAUUUGAUAAAAUCUACAAUACAAAAAGUGACGUGUGGUCCUACGGGGUCUUGCUGUGGGAGAUAUUUUCCUUGGGUGCUUCUCCUUACCCUGGGGUCCAAAUAGACGAGGAUUUCUGCAGCAGACUAAAGGAAGGCACAAGAAUGCGAGCCCCAGAGCAAGCGACCGAGGAGAUUUACCAAAUCAUGCUGGACUGCUGGAGAAGCAAUCCCAACGACAGACCAAGGUUCUCCGAGCUGGUGAAAAAGCUGGGCGACCUGCUGCAAGCAAAUGUCCAGCAGGAAGGCAAAGACUACAUACCCCUCAAUACUAUAUUUACAACAGAAAGUGGGUUUCCUCCUGCAUCUGAUCCUUUGUGCAAUGAAAAUUUUUCUGUUACAAGCUCAAAUUGUGGAAGCACUGAAAACGUCAGAUACAUUAACACUUUCAAAAUAAAACCAGCACGGAGCAUAAAGACAUUUGAAGAGCUUCCCAUCAAGAAAACGCUUGUAUUUAAUGAUUAUCAAGCAGACAGUGGGAUGGUGCUGGCUCCAGAAGAACUGAAACGCUUCACGUGGACAGGCAGCAAGCAGAAACGGACACUCUUUGGUGUGAAAGGUGCCAGCAGGAGCAAGGAGUCAGUGCUUUCUGGAAUAACCAAGCCAAGGAGCUUCUGCAGCUUCAGUUGUGACCAGCUCAGUGACUCCAAGCAAAGAUACACCUACAGUAAUGCUGUGCUGGAGAAAAUGAAAGCCUGCCAUUCUCCCCCUCCAGACUACAACUCUGUGGUCUUUUAUUCUCAGCAACCCAUUUAAGUACUUCUAGGCCAAGACUUA